GCAACUUUACGCAGUUUAAAAGUUAAGUAUGGAUACGUGGUAGAAAGCAGCGGAUUUUUUUUCUUUACGUGGUUUCUUGCGUUAAACCCAGACACUAAUAGGUGUCUAACAGACGACUAAGAGUCAUCAUGAUGAUUCCUCGGAAGCAGGAAUACGGUAUAAAGAGGAGCGGAGGAGCCCGCGGCGGUUCGGUCACACACUUGAGAACUCUGAACUCGGGCUCGGUUCGCCGCAGUUCAGCCGUGCUGCCGUCCGUACUUACGUUCCUGGUGAUCGUAGCAUCUGGAGGCCUGUUGCUCAUGAUAGAGAAAGGAAUGCUCAACAGCAUGGAUACGCCUCCACCGAGGGGAAACGGCAGGCGUUUGGACGCCACCCGACAGAAAGGCGGUUCGGCCGCGGUGGACGUGGAGCUCCAGAUCCUUCAGGAGAUCCGGAACAGGACCAUCAAGACCAUGUGCAGCCAGAAGAACAUGCCACACAGCAUUUGGACUUUGACCCCUUUGCAGAGGAAGACGGUUCUGCAGCACAUCCUGGUGAAUGACGAGUACCACUUCCUCUACUGCUACGUCCCCAAAGUGGCUUGCUCCAACUGGAAGAGAGUUCUGAAGGUGCUGAACGGAGCACUGGAGAGUGUAGACGUCAGCAUCAAGAUGGACCACCGCAAUGACCUAGUGUUUCUGUCAUCUCUAAAACCUGAGGAGAUACGUUACCGUCUCAAGCACUACUAUAAAUUCAUGUUUGUGCGAGAACCCAUGGAGCGACUGCUCUCUGCUUUCAGGAACAAGUUUGGAGAGAUCGAGUCGUACAAAAAGAAAUACGGCGUAGAGAUCGUAAAGCGCUACAGGAAGGGCCACGCUAAAGACACGUCAGUAAAAGGGGAUGACGUGACCUUUGCAGAAUUUGUCCGUUACUUGCUGGAUGAGGAUGUAGAGCGUAUGAACGAGCACUGGAUGCCCGUGUACAACCUUUGUCAACCCUGUGCAGUGUCAUACAACUUCAUCGGUUCCUAUGAGCACCUGGAAAGUGAUGCCGAAUUUGUGCUGCAACAGAUCGGUGCGCCUCCUCAUGUUCAUUUCCCAGAAAGGCAAACGUGGUACAAGCCAGUCACCACAGAGACGUUACACUACUAUCUGUGCAGUUUACCACAGAAGCUACUGAGGCAACUGCUGCCAAAGUACAUUUUAGACUUUUCCCUCUUCACCUACCCUCUACCAAAUACAACCACUGAACACUGUCGGCAUUAGAAAUGCACUGGCUGAAAGUUUUGAGUUUUUUAAAUAUAUAAAAACCGGCUGUGUCUAUGGCCAUGGACAGCUGUCAGACUUUUACUUGAGAUGUUCAUUACAAAUUUCCUUUUGUUGAAGAUGUUCAGUCAGUGUCCUUUUGUGUUGUCAACUCAAAAAUGUGACCAAAGGUGAAUUGUUAAAGUUAUAAUUAGUAUAUAAGAAUUUAAAAAUCCUUUCAUACUUGCAAAAAAUAUUCAGUAGGACACUCAUUAGCCUGGGUUUAGGCCAGACUUGAUUUUCAACACCACUGACUGGAAUGCAGCCCCAAACUAGUACAGAGCUCUUUGUUUUACGUUUUGUUUGUUUUUUUUACAUUCUUCCUUGAUGCCAUCUAAACUUUAGUUUUUAGAAGAAGAAAGAAUUUUACAUUGUUAUGCACGUUUAAUUGAUUUAAGAUGACCAAUGACCUGGUAUAUUUUUAUAUUUAUCUGAUAGAUAGAUAACAUUCUAUUUAUCUCUACAUAUAUCUCUGUAGAUGUCAGUCAGAUUUUCUACAAUUUGUGUUUUUGUUACAUUCAACAUAAUUAACUUUUCCCCUCACACCAACAUAUACUCAACUCCAAAACCACUAAAGCUUGAGAUCAGCUAUAAAGAGGAAGUUAGCUAAAUGGGUUACAUGCACUGUUACUGUAAAUUAAUGGGGUCAAAGGCAUUGGUGCAAAUUAACUGUAAAUAAGGUCAAAUGACCAAGCUUUGUACUUUUCUCCCAUGUCUUCAUAUAAACAUGGGUGGAGUUUAAAGGUUAACUUCACUGGACAUUCAGUGCUUUAGCAGGCUAAAACACACAAACACACACACACACCAUGUCAACAAAGGGCUGUGGGGUUAAAUCAGGUUUGAUUCUUUUGUAUGUUACAAUCACAGCCUCCACACGCUUUUGUAUUUACUUUGACUGUUGAAUAAAUUCUAGGCUUUGUGAUGUAA
Molecule: messenger RNA, 2210 nt
Organism: Cynoglossus semilaevis (tongue sole)
Lineage: Eukaryota; Metazoa; Chordata; Actinopteri; Pleuronectiformes; Cynoglossidae
Gene: chst14
Product: carbohydrate (N-acetylgalactosamine 4-0) sulfotransferase 14
Exons: 2
Coding region: 129-1244 (371 amino acids)
Biological process (GO): dermatan sulfate proteoglycan metabolic process; carbohydrate biosynthetic process
Cellular component (GO): membrane
Molecular function (GO): sulfotransferase activity
Source: RefSeq, a predicted model, not a curated record